CCACAAUUGUUCUUUUGUGGCUUUGGCAGGAUUUAUUUUUAUUCGUUGUGCUUCCCAUAUCACCCUAGCCUCUAGUAGCUCAUUUCAUGGUGUCUGGAGCCAUGCCACCGAGAAAGAGCAGAGAUAAAGAGGUUCAGCCAACCCAGGUUGAACAUGUAGAUGACAGUCCAGUCUACUCGGAGGGUGAGAAUGAUCCAGUUGUGCCUCACUUCUCGUCACCCUUUGUCGAGCGAUCUUAUGGCAAUCCAAUUUUCAAAGAAAUGGAUGCAACACAAAGAUGGAUUUUCAGAGUCAUGCAAUGGCAAAGACAACAUGAACCAAUGGAGGUUGCUGCUCCUGUUGCAAACCAUGGCCAUCAACCUCAGCACAGGUAUAUUCCGCCAGCUAGGAGGGGAAAUGUUGGUCCUCACCAUCAACCCUAUCCAAGGGAUUUCUUCCAACCACAAGUUCCAUUAGCCCAACUGUUACAACGCGGUCUACAGAAUCAACCAGCUCAACUGUUCAAUAGAGAUCAACUAAUAGAUCUGUCACGUGUUCUAUUUAUCUUCUUCCUCCCGACCCCCCCGCAACUCGACAAGCUCCCCAAGUUGCCGACCGCCCUCUCUUGAGGAAAAUUGGCAAAAGCUUAAAUUUUUCCUUUGCUUACUUGUCCAAGAACAAGAAUUAGGACCUAGAAGCCUCAUGAAGCAAGAAAAAUCCCAGAUCUAGCUGCCUUCCUCCUCCCCUGCCGUCGGUUUCAGCUUGGUGUGGGUGUGAAUUUCUCGGUUUUUGGGUAAGCAACAACCAUGGAAUUCAUCUUUUCUCCCUUAAUUUGGCUUGGGUUACUCUAAUUUUGUUGUGGGUUCUUGAAUUUGGUAGUUGCCGUGAGUUCCUCCAUUUCUUUUUCCUCGUCGGCUUCCUUCCCAGCCGGACUCGGUGCUACUUGCUGGAAGAUUUUGGGUAUGUGGCAACCCCUUGAAUUCAACUUUUACCCAUUUAAUUGCUAAAAUUAUCCAUGUAAUUGCUGCCCCUGUAAUGUUCAAUUUCUACCGAAAUAUAAAAGAAAUUGGUAGCACUUCAAGUUGUGUUUUUAGUUUAAUUCAUGUAGUAAUUUCUUGAUUUAGCUGCUGUGAGGAUUAAAUAAUUAGUUUUUAAAAUAAGAAUGAAAUUAGAGGUGUUCGGUCAUGUGGAGGUUAAUAUAAAUAGCAUCUUGAUUAGGGGGUGAUCCUAAUGAUGUUUUCACUUUGAAUUUGUGAUAGUACGGUAUUAAUUCUGGGGAAUUUUGAUUAGGUUCUUAAGUGUUCUGUCACCUGAGCACUUGGCUUGAGUUUCCGGUAUUACGUGAUUUGAGGUAGUGAUACUAGACACAUGGGGAGCCGGGGGAGUGACGAGCUAGACGGCUAGGCAUUAUUUUGGACUUAGAUCUUUUGGAGUUAGGCUACUAGUCUCACAUGGUUGACCUAAAUAAGCAUUUUUGUGUACAGAGUUUCCUUGGUUAUAGCCAUAACUAUCUUAUAAACUGUUGUACAUCUU
Molecule: messenger RNA, 1512 nt
Organism: Rubroshorea leprosula
Lineage: Eukaryota; Viridiplantae; Streptophyta; Magnoliopsida; Malvales; Dipterocarpaceae
Source: the annotation of a GenBank genome assembly